Messenger RNA from Ixodes scapularis (black-legged tick), 941 nucleotides. RefSeq lists its product as uncharacterized. Bases 33 to 893 code for a protein of 286 amino acids. The transcript has 7 exons. NCBI's taxonomy places the organism in Eukaryota, Metazoa, Arthropoda, Arachnida, Ixodida, Ixodidae. The record is from RefSeq and is a predicted model, not a curated record.
AUUGGACACAUUCUUCAAGCACACAUUAUAUCAUGAAACAUCAUCAAGAGGUGUUCCAUGCAGCGUUGUCGGCUGUGAGGCUGCAUUCAAAAAUUACAACUCAUUGCGAAGCCACAUCACAAGGUGUCAUUCUCCGCUUGCACCUCGUAAUGCAACUAACUUCCAAUCCUGCCGGACAUGCAGUGUUAGUUCCUGCAGUGAAGAGGCUUACAGGUGUCUGUCUGGACGGAACAUUGAGCCUGCCCAAAGAUGUCCUCCUCCUCGUGACAUUCCUAUGUUCAAGCCCCAAAAAUGAUGCUGUGCUCGAGUGGAGCCUCAAAAUCAACAAGGCCGAGGCAGAGUUCAAAGAUCAAAACGCAGCAGCUGUCUGCCUCCUCCCAUUGCUUGCAUCCUACUUUCAAGAAAACCUCGGAGAGCUCUUCCAGUUACAUCAGGUGACAACAGAAAUCACAGAGGAGUUUCGUAACAGUCUGCCUGCUUCUCCUGUAAUUGUUGCACUGGGCCGCUCACUUUUCGAAUGCAGCUGCCAGCUGUUUGUGGACCAUGAGGUGAUGGUGGAAGAUGUGGGCUUUCUGCAAGCUGUGGAGCUCCUUUUCGCCCUUUAUUAUUGUUUAAACAUCCAGUAUGCCAAAGGUGCGGGAACCACACUUGAGUUCAUUCAGAGAUACCAGGUUGGUAUCAAACAACAUGAUGGGUCACGACAGGAGGCCGGGAGGUCGAAAGGAGCUCGGGCAAGAGCAAUCAAAGCCGCCACAGAUCUUGCUGCUUUUGAGAAAAAAUGGAACAGUGGGUCGAGGGCAGCAACCUUGAUCUGUCAUGGUGCUGAGUGGCUCAAUGUGGCAAUGCACAGCUCAUCUGAUGAUCGAUCGGAUGCCAUGAAGGUUUCUUUAUAAUUAUGUUCUUUUACGGUUUACAAUAUAGUUCUUCAAUUUCAAAACUGC